UUACCGGUUGUUAAAAUGGAUUACACAUCCGCACAUCCAAUGUCGACGGACGUUAGUUGGUUGAGUAAUGACGACUUUAAUGGUAGUACAAUCAUACCGGUUAUGACAGCAAAUAGAUCCUUGGCUAACUUAAUUCAGGACAAAAUGAAUACAGCUCAGUACUUCGUGUGUCCGACGUUAUUUGUUCUUGGAAUAGUUGGUAAUAUACUGACCAUUUUGACAGUUUCACAAGUGCAAUUUCAGCAGAUGACUUCUCGCUUUAUAUUGUUGGCAUUGGCGGCAUCGGAUUCUCUUCUUCUCUUAACAAAUCCCUUUAAUCAGCAAUUCAUGCCGGCAAUUUUGGGUCUAGAUGUAAGAACACUUUCUAGCGAAGGAUGCAAACUGUUUUUCGUCAUGUAUCGAGUUGGAAAAAUGUCGUCCUCUUGGUUUAUUGUUUUGGUUGAUAUUGAACGUUUUGUCGCAAUACUGUUCCCGUUAAAAGUAAAGCGUUUGAUUACAAAGACGACUAUUUUGAUUGCUAUAGCUAUUAUUUAUGUUCUUAUGUUUACCAUUUCCGGUGUUUGGACAAUAUCCACUGGUAUAGUAAACGGGACGUGUAGAGCAGAUGUCGUGAACACUAACACGCUAAGUGUACACAAAUCUUUCCUCAUCGUUGGUGCAACUUGCUACUCUAUCGCUCCAAUGGCCAUUCUUCUGACCUUGACACCGCUCAUUGUUCUCAACCUGUACCGCAGUCAACGUAUGCGACAUAAUUUACAGCUACAGAAUAUAGCUAGAACAGCGAAAGAUACAUAUCGAGUUACAGUUAUGUUGGUUGGGAUAGUGAUAACAUAUAUAAUCUGUGUGACACCAAUCACUCUUCUACUCAUUCUAACAUUUUGGACCAACGAGCCGAUUUACGGAUCAACUAAGAUAGAAUAUAUCAUAUUUUCCGGGGUCGCCUCCACAUUUGAACAAAUAAACCACUCAAGUAACUUCUUCGUGUAUGUUCUAUGUUGCCGCCAGUUUCGACAAGGAUUUCUCCAUAUGAUGAGAUGUACAAGAAAGAAUGUAACUGGUACGGGAAGUUCUAUAAACGUUUCAUAUAUUGAAAAGGGAUUGGAAGUAUACGAUAAUUAGAAGACAAGGGAAGCACAAUGUAAAUACGACAAAAACUUUCGUGUAUGUGUUUAUGUUGUUACACUGAUUUUCCUAGGCUUUAGUGUAUAUGAUUUGAUAAUAUAUUUCUGCAGUAGUACAAGGCAGGAUUUCUGAAACUACACAAAUAUGUGCUAAUGUGUCGCUUUAGAAUUUUAACACUGAAUCGAACAUAAAAUAAAUGCAGAUUAUAUUUAAAAUGAUUACAGGUUUACACAAUGUGCACAUUUUAUAAGUGAAAAAAGCACGUCUUACUACUUAUCAUAGACAAGUCGGAAUAAAUCAAACAUAAAAUAAAGUCAACGAUAAGGAUUAUUCUAAAUAUAGCAAAUUUGAAAGUCUCAUCUAACAAAAAUAGAAACAAUAUUAAACGAAACAUUUUUACAUUUAUUUUGUUCUUUAAAACUAGUGAUGUCAGCAAUAUAUCAUUGUAUCAAAGGUGUUUGUGUCAAUUAGGAACAAACAUAUUUACGACGUAAUUGGAUAUACAAAAAUGUAUGUUGUCUAUAUUUUGAUCCACGCCAAAUAUUUACUGUACUGCCAUUUCAUUUGUCAAUCUUAUAAUGUGUUAUCACGUUUUUAGAUCUUCUUAAAUUAAUUUUGUAAAAAUGAACGUUUUAUAUUAAACAUUUCGC
This is a messenger RNA of Ruditapes philippinarum (Manila clam), 1772 nucleotides long. Its product is annotated as growth hormone secretagogue receptor type 1-like. Gene Ontology annotation, molecular function: G protein-coupled receptor activity. Lineage: Eukaryota; Metazoa; Mollusca; Bivalvia; Venerida; Veneridae. Bases 16 to 1119 code for a protein of 367 amino acids. The transcript has a single exon. The record is from RefSeq and is a predicted model, not a curated record. Gene Ontology annotation, biological process: G protein-coupled receptor signaling pathway. Gene Ontology annotation, cellular component: plasma membrane.